UGAUAUGGGUCACAUGAUCAACUAUUAGCAAACAAAGAGUGGAAAAUAGAUCUCUCUAUAAUCUCUUAUCUUGAUCAGUAUCACUAGUAUCAGCCAACUGAACCCCAAGUGAAUGUAUGCCGAUGUAACUUGACUCAAAACAAGUAGCCUACGGCAAUUAGAAGAUCUAGAUCUAGAUCUAGUACACAGGCACAUCUGCAACUUCAACUGUAUGCUGUAGAUCUACUCAGACUACUGUGUGAUUAUUGUGUUGAGGACGUUUCAGUGCUUUACUCCGAGAAGACACACAAUGGGGUCCUACGGCUUGGUGGUCGUUGCCCUACUCUUCCUGACAGAAUUUGACAAGUUGUUGGUGGGUGCCGAACCUUUCAACAUAGUUGCUGACUCUGGAAACAGUUUGAAAUUUCAGCAAGAAAAUACUCAAGGUGAUCAGAUUUCUCAAAAGCUCAUGAGGGAAUCGCAUGUUAGUGAGAAACAGGGGUCAUGUGACUGUGACAACGAUGUGUCCCUGAAGUGGGAAUCCGGUUCCUGUAAAUCCGUGCCCAGCAAUGAUAUACCUUUGCAUGUGAAUGGUAUUUUCCCAAGCAUAACGGCGACAGCGAGCAGUGGGCCCAAGCGCUCUGAGUGUGGCACAGGUGCGCUGAUGCCGUGGGCAGACAAACUCUACAUGGUUUCAUACCUGUCGGUGCCAGAGGGCGGGAAUGGCACUGGACUAUACGAAAUUGAUGAAAAUUUCAAGAUGACAAAACUCAGAGAACACAAUGCCACUUUUGCCAAUCGCCUUCUGCACAGACAAACAAAUCAGAUCAUUAUUGGAGCAUGGGCUAUUGACAUGCAGGGCAAUAUCAAUACUUUUAGUGGCUUACUAAAAGUUCGAGUUGCAGCAACUGCUGAACACCUUACAAGCGCAGCAACUUCUGUUUACAUGCUUGGAAUGGAUGGACCGUUGUGGGAAUGCAAUGUUGUCACUUACAGUUGUAAACAGCUGUUUGAUCUUGUCAAAGAAUUGAAGAUUCCGGCGUCAGUUGGCGAGCAGCCUCAUUUUAAAGCAGCGCACACAAUGAAUGGUCGACUGGUUGUAACAAGCAAUACAUUUGAAGAGGCAGAUUAUAUUGGACUUUACCACGGUGGACGUCUAGCAGAGUGGAAGGGCCCGGGUUCUAACUGGACCAUUCUAGAGGAGACUGCUUUUGUUGAAGUUACAGGACGAAGGAACUUUGGGCGGGUGAUGUAUGCCUUGGGCUGGGAUUAUCGGUCAGUCAUCCUGAAAGUUUUUGAUGGCAGGAACCCAGACUACAACUACUGGCAGACGUACAGGUUACCUAAAGCUUCCCACGCAUACGAUCACCUCUGGCAGACAGAGUGGCCUCGUAUUAGAGAGGUGGAAACUGAACGCUACUUAAUGGAUAUGCACGGAAUGUUUUACGAGCUGUCUCCUCUGGGCUGGGCAGGCAGUACCUGGGGUCUCCGACCUAUCUCACAACACUUGAGGAUGAUUCCGGACUUCACAUCUUUCAGGGGAUUUCUGGUGCUGGGUGGCAACCAAGUGUCUUCCAUAUUUGACAACAAUGUGGUCACCGGUCAGGCUCAGUCGGGUUUGUGGUUUGGAAAGACCGAUGACCUGUGGAGUUUCGGGAAACCUCAGGGAUGGGGGGCUGUGUGGCGAUCAGACCUGGUCUUUAACAAGAAUAUCUCGGAUCCCUAUCUGAUGACGGGCUUUGAUAAGAAGGUGGUACAUGUCAUGACUCACGACUCUUGUGAUCAGGCAGCGUUUACCAUUCAAGUGGAUGUUUCUGGUGCUGCAGGUCAUCGAUCUUUGGAUGACUGGGCAAGUGUGUACCGAAUGUCACUUACGAGAGGAUCGACUUAUCAGUUUUAUGUUUUCCCAGAGGGUUUCAGUGCUCACUGGGUCAGGCUUUUGUUUUCCACUGAUCAGUUGGAGCCAUGCACGGUCACGGCUUACUUUCAUUACACCUGAACAGUAUGAUUUAUUCAAACUCACAUUCUGAGCUCCUAGUACCAGUCUUCUUCGUGAUGCAAGUAAGCUUUUUUAUUGGCUGUAGUUGUAUAUUUGGUAAGUGUCUGUCCUCUGUCCUCGUUUUUAGAACUGUUCAGUGCAGCAUGUUGUUCCUGUGCAAAGUGGCCACUCUGGAAUUAUAAAGUUCUUUUUGCUCAGUACCUGGUUUUGAGAAAUUUGACAUAAAAAAUGUUGUUUCACAUGUCAAGCUUUUUCGAAUGCAAGUCUUUGAAUAUCUCGAUAAAGACUCUGAAUAAUUUCACGAUUUUGAUAGAGCAGAUAGAACAUUUGGUUUCUGACCUCAUGGUCUUAGUAUUCAAAAUGGCCAACAAUGUCAGAUAGAACUUUGUAAUUCUGAGGUAGCUAUGUGGCUCAGUCAUAACAGACUUGUCUCCUCGGUGUGCCAUCUGAUUUUAAAAAUAAAAAUGAAUAAAAUUAACACAAAGUCUCUCUAGCCGAGUGCUUUCUCACAAGAACAGCUGCCAUUGAUUCAUGAUAAUUAUUUCCGUUCAAUGACAAUAACAGGGUAUAAACAUUCAUAUGUGACAAAGACAACAUGCAACAGAAAAAGUUAUAAACUUAAAAGUCCUGGUGUCAUCCUUAAUAAAUCUAAUCAGCAGUAAAUCUGUCGUUGUAGUAUCAAUGGGUUGUAUCCAUGCCUGUGAUUUGAGCAGCUAUUUCGGUUCCAUUCCUCCUUAUUUCUGAAUCAUCAAAUACGCUUUUGCCGGGUUAAGCACUGAAGAGUCCUUGCUACUGGUGUGUGUGUGUGUGUGAUGUAAUGGUUAGGCUUUUUGCUGUUGCUUUCAAAAGAGGUGGAGUGGAUUCCUAUACUAUAUAUAAAGCAGUUAUGUUAUCAAGUAUUUCCGUCUGCUUGGCUUUGAUGUGGUGGCCAUUUUAAGUCUAGGGUAAGGUCUGGCACACAGAGUGGAGGUAGCCCGCUCCCUAGAUGGUCUAUAUUUGUUGUGGUUGAUUGGAUAAUAAUUUUCAGCAAGCAGAACACUUUGCUGUCUUUUGUGUCCUAUGAACUCUCUUACAGUAGAGUUACUGUUUUACAGGUUUGGCUCGUUAACCUAGUGGAAAGGAUACCAGUUGUGGGUUCUGGGGUUCGAGCGUCAGCUCUGUCCAGCAUUGUGUCCUAGGGAAAGAUACUUGACAUGAAUUUCCCGCUUACACGGUCCUUUCGGAGAUGGACGAUAAACUCAGAGGUCCUGCCUCUUAAAUAACUUGAUAGUGUUGAUAGUGUUACACCUAUACCGUUUCAUCAUUCCUAUUUUUGCAUUAUAAAAGUAAGGACUAAAAUAGGUGCGAGGGUAAAACUUUCCACUCAUAGUAAUUGCCUUUCCUCUUAAACAAAAAAAAAUUGUUUGAGUGCCCUUGAGUGGGAUCUGGAAGAGUCCAUUUUUAAUAUCCCACAACAUUGUAAUCAGUAAUUUUAAAUGCUUUACUUUGCCAGUAUUUUUGGCUCAUAAGACAUAAAGUUGGUGCUUUUAUUCUUACUAGUCAUAAGCCUAUUCUCUGCUCUGUAACAGCAAGUUUAGUUUAAAAUAUAUGUAAAUGCUAGUAUUUUCAGCUUAAAAAGACAAGUUUCAAGCUACAAACAUGUUUUAUACACACCAAGUUUUAGGAAAAGUAUGAUGAUUUGGUAUAUAUGAAAAUAUGAUCGUAGUUCAAGCAAGCAGAUAUUUCUGUUUAAUGAGCAAAAAAAA
Molecule: messenger RNA, 3723 nt
Organism: Aplysia californica (California sea hare)
Lineage: Eukaryota; Metazoa; Mollusca; Gastropoda; Aplysiida; Aplysiidae
Exons: 9
Coding region: 290-1978 (562 amino acids)
Source: RefSeq, a predicted model, not a curated record